Messenger RNA from Clonostachys rhizophaga, 3336 nucleotides. The record is from the annotation of a GenBank genome assembly. Lineage: Eukaryota; Fungi; Ascomycota; Sordariomycetes; Hypocreales; Bionectriaceae.
AUGUCUACCGAGUUAAUUUUAAACCAAGCAAAGACGGACGUGAUCUCGCACAUUUCGAAUCACCCUACUUUAAACAAGUUCCACGACAACCGGUAUACGCGACCCGCCAACUGCCGAGGCGUCAAGCGCAACGUCGAUGGAGAGACAGUUACUGGUGGCCAAGGAUGGAAAGUGCACCUGGAACACAUGGAUGCGCUGAAAGAGUCUUGGACAGAUCUUGGCCUCCUCCCUCAACAGUCUGACGAAGAGGAAUAUCGGGAUAUCCGUACCUAUCCAGCUGCGUGUGGCGUCCCAGAUCUUUCAAUAAUUGCCGACGAUGAAUCCGAAUCCGAGAUUUCGCAGACACGGCCAAUGCCCCAACCCGCCUCAGCUGCCGCAACCUCACCCGCCAAGCGCAAGGCCAGACUUGAUAAUUAUAGUCGUACCAACCUUGGAUUGGGCUCGACAUUGGUUAAAUUAAACCCUGGUAUUACGCCAGCCUCGAUUCUGACAUCGCCUAUCAAGUCUCAGACUUCACCACCUCGAGUUGCUCCAGCUGUGUCAUCUGCCAUCAGCUUGAAUGAGAAUAUCACUUUGGAACCGAAGCUUCCACAACUCGCCAUGAACCUUCCUCCACAUGGGCCAGCCAAGGGCUUCAAGCCAUCGCUUUAUUCUGCACCCACCACCAUUAAAGAAGGUCGCACAUCGAGCCCUAUGACGCCCCAGCAUGUCUCGUCCCCUACCAAACGUCCUGGAGCACCCACGCCUUCUCGCUGGUCCCGAUCUCCGCUUGCCACCCCUAAUUUCGGCACGCCCGCCACGCAACAGAGAACUACUCCGCUCAGACCUCUGGGCAUCGUUAAUUCUAUCUGUCCUUCUACUCCCAAUCUUGAUGGCGUUCCUCCUACUUGGGAGAGUAAUCCGGAGAUGUUUGAUUUUGGAGAAAUCAGUGACAUACAAAUGAGCCCUAGAAUCGACUGGCUUCGAAACGAUGCGUCUGAGUCUAAGGAAGCAACCCGAACUCAGAUCGUGAAUAAGAGCCGAAGACGGAAGAGUGAGCCUAUCCUGAAUAGGCAUUUGAAGAAGCUUGGGGCCUCGCGCCGCCAAUCAGAUAUGCAUCAAAUCCUAUCAUCUCUCACAGACGAUCACGAUGAUGUCACUCAACAAAGCCCAGGUCUGCAAAUAUUCGAGACCCAGGCUGCUCUGCCCGCUUCUCACGAAACGGAUGUAUCAACACCUACACACCAGCAAGAACCUGGAAACGAGUCUCUAACAGCGUCAUCGAGAGUUGGCAGCGCCGGACCGAUCACACCAUUCUCAAAGUACUUCCUUGAAAGGCAGCCCUUGUCAGUUGUACGACCAGCCGGAACACGCUCGGAUCGCAACGGAAUUUAUAGCAUCGACAUGCGGCAGAAUCCCGACAUCUUUAAUUCUCGAGUUGUCAUUGCCCCUGCAGUAGAGAAGCUGGCAGACUUGGCUGGAGAAAGCUGCGACGGGUAUGCCAAUGUUGUGGUUACCCAGUCUAGCGGAAAGCUUGUUGUUCGGUUUAAGUUGCCGACCAAAUAUGCCUCUCUAUUUCCUCAGAGCCAAGUUGCUGAUGAGCCGCAUUUGGAAUCAGUUUCUUCUCCACACACCGCUGCUGAAAUCUCACGGAAUAUCCAUCAGGCUGUUGACAAGACAUCAUCAAACAAUACUCCCACGCCCUCACCGCACAAACAUAUAAGCCGUACCGGCCUUGGCAUCAUGGAUAGCGCAUUCACUCCAGGUAAUCUUGUGGGAACAUCUUCGCCCCUCAAGAAAGUCCAAUUCCCCAGCAGUCCAGCGAACGAAGACUCGAAUGACCAGACGCUUGUCGUAGGUGACUUUGACAUGGAACCAUACAUGGAUGGAACACCAUUGAGGUCAAACGUUUCACCUGUCUUCCAGUCUUCAGAAAUCAAGACACCUGCUCGGCCAAGUCAGAAUCUUGAUGCGCAGGCCCCGAGCUCAGGGCUGAUCAGCGAUCUAUCAAUUGAGCCGUCGUUUCAGACUCCUACAUUUGCCAACAUUGACUUUUCACCGGCUCUGCCUGGAGAUUCCAAAGCAACACCGUGCAAGGCGACACUAUCCAAGGCAACACCAUCUAAGCAGCCAUCAGCUUCCUCCCGCCGGAAUACUCCUUCUGAACCAAAGGUCAAGACACCAUCAGUUUCGCCUGACCGGGAUAUCUCUGCCGAAGCUCAGGUGAAGACAAGCCCAGGAGGUACACCAUUAGCUACAUCGUUCACUCCCGUCAACAAGAACUCUCCCCGUAAUUCUGGAGCUGUGCCCACGAGCGGACUUCGUUCACUACGCGCGCCAACUCCUUCUAAGGAAGAUUGCCAAAUUGGAGCUGAAGAGCCUGUUGCGCCUAAGCAGCCCAUCACAAAGGAGAACGCAAGCAAGAAGACUACCGAACAGAAUCUUGAUAGCCCUGGUCGAGAAUACAUGCGGGCUUUUAUUAGGAAUAUGAAGCCCAAGCGAUUGUCUACAACCGAAACUGGCUCACCCAUCGCACAUUCCCCGGCCCGUGUCCCGUUGGAGGCUAAGAGCCCUAAUGCCGGAAACGACAGCCCUAAAAAGUUGAAGCGCAAGCAAGGCGUUGAAGGCGACAGUGAGGAUUCGCCAGCGAAGAAGUCCGAGGAGCCUGCUGUGAAGCGAAUCCGCCGCUUGGGCAAUUUGUCGAAGGAGAAGACAGAAGAAUUAGGACCAAAGCGUAAGGCAAAGCCAAGUGCUCAGAAAUCCGCGGUUGAGCAAGACAACGUGCCUAGUCCCCGCAAGCAGGAACAGAAGGAGGUGGCAUCGGAGGAAGAACCAUGCCGUCGCUCGAGCCGUCUGAAUACCCAGGAGAAGAAGUCCUCCAUCCCGACGUCUAUCAAACUAGGCCGACCUACUGCUGGGCGGGAUCCUGUUCAAGGAAAGUUGAACUCGGCGGUGCGAAAUGAGCAAGCAGAGCUCACGCGCCAGACGAAUUUGAACACCAAGAGGAACAAGGGCAAGGCCGAAUCGGUACAGCAAAUCCUGGCUAGAGUCUCGGAGGAGCUUUCCGAAGGCGAGUCGAACGACUCAGCAAGCGACGGGUCAACCAGGAAGAAGGCUAAGAACGUCACCUGGAGAACGCCCCUCGAGUCUCACCAAGGUGAGAAGACCAAGCGUGGCCGUCCUGCCGGCACACUUGGCAAGAAGAAGGCCACGCAGGGCGAGGCUGGGGUGUCAAAGCCCAAGGCGACACCCCAGAAGCCUCGCAUUUCCAAAGUGGCGGCCCAGAGUCUGGGCAUGGCGGGGAAUGGCACCCCCGCCAAGCGGAUGACCCGCGCCCGGACUCGAAGCCAAAAUUGA